Entrophospora sp. SA101 is the source of this 543-nucleotide messenger RNA. Lineage: Eukaryota; Fungi; Glomeromycota; Glomeromycetes; Entrophosporales; Entrophosporaceae. The record is from the annotation of a GenBank genome assembly.
AUGGUAGAAAUGGUAGAAAUUAUAGUAGGAGUAGUAGUUAUAGUAGGAGUAGAAGUUAUAGUAGGAGUAGAAGUAGAAGUUAUAGUAGAAGUAGAAGUUAUAGUAGGAGCAGGAGUAGAAGCUAUAGUAGGAGUAGGAGUAGAAGUUAUAGUAGGAGUAGGAGUAGGAGUAGGGAUAGAAGAAGAAAGGAAAAUAGGAGAAGCAGCAAUAGGAAUAGAAACGAUAAUAAUAGGAUUAAAAGUAAUAAAAGAAGUGGUAAAAGUAGAAGGAGUAGAAGGAGGAGCAGAAGUGAAAGUAGUAGUAGUAGUAGAAGUAGUAGUAGUAGAAGAAGUAGCAUUAGUAGAAGUAGCAUUAGUAGGAGAAGUAGCAUUAGUAGAAGAAGUAGCAUUAGUAGUAGAAGAAGUAGCAUUAGUAGAAGAAGUAGUAGCAUUAGUGUUAAGAGGAGGAGGAGAAGGAGUGGAAGCGGCAAUAGUAGAAAUCGAAGAAAAAGUUAUGAUGAUAGUAGAAAUAGGAAUAACGAUAGUGAUAGAAGAAGUGUUGUAA